AUGAUCUUCGCAGGCGAUUACAAUUCACAUAAUACGGCCUGGGGAUAUCGAACUACAGACCCGAAAGGGAGAGAACUAGAGGACUUCAUAUCCUCAAGUAAUCUAAUAGUCCAGAAUACAGCAGAUGCACCACCAUCCUUCGACAGGGUCUUUGCGCAGGGAUGGCCAGACCUCACCCUGACCACUCUGCACGUAGCACCUCUUUUGCAGGACUGGAAAGUCGAAGAGGAAGAGAGCCUCAGUGAUCACAAGUUCAUUACCUUCUCUAUAUCGCAGACCACCUCCGUGUCCAAGAUCAAAUCAAACGCUAUAACCUUCCUGGGCCGAAAAAAUUAA
Stegodyphus dumicola is the source of this 336-nucleotide messenger RNA. RefSeq lists its product as uncharacterized. The record is from RefSeq and is a predicted model, not a curated record. Lineage: Eukaryota; Metazoa; Arthropoda; Arachnida; Araneae; Eresidae.